Messenger RNA from Bolinopsis microptera, 4574 nucleotides. RefSeq names its product kinesin-like protein KIF28P. NCBI's taxonomy places the organism in Eukaryota, Metazoa, Ctenophora, Tentaculata, Lobata, Bolinopsidae. Gene Ontology annotation, biological process: microtubule-based movement. Gene Ontology annotation, molecular function: microtubule binding; microtubule motor activity; ATP binding. The coding region runs from base 1075 to 4002 and encodes 975 amino acids. The transcript has a single exon. The record is from RefSeq and is a predicted model, not a curated record.
UCACGAAUCAUACCAAGUAAUGAUUUGCUCGACGAACAAGGCACCCCUCACCGGUUUAGUAUCAUGCAAUAAUAUCCAGUGCUAAACUUGAGUACUCGACAAUCUCAUUUCGGCGGUGUACUGAUUGCUUUUAGUCAGAAUAUUGUUUGUUGAACUUGUGAAGGAUUUGCCUUCGAUCGUACAAGUGUAAUGUCGAGUCAGGCUGAACGAGAUACUAUCAAAAAGAUAAAGCGGCUGGUCAGAACAAAGGUAUUGUUUUAAAAUGAUUCUUUGAGACACUCAAUUGAGGAUCCUAUUCUGAUUAUUAUUGACAGUGUUUGAGUGCAUGCCAGUUUGUGUUAUCCGCCAAAAUGAUUAAUCAAUGAGAUAGUGCAGUGAUGUAUUUGAUAGUGAUUUGUUAUUAUACGUACGCACAAUAUUACGAAUCUUAAUUUAAGAUAUUGCAUGCUUUAAGGUAUGUUCGACGAUAAUAUUAUGUUUAAAGCUAUAAAUGCAUGUAACGUAUUGAACCCAUUUUUGUUAUAAAGCAUUGUGAUUGAUGUUGAUUUUGAUUUAUUUACGCCUUCGGAAUACUAUCAGGAACUCGUCUAAACCUAGAGACAACAAGAGACAACAAUAUUUGUUUAUUUUGCGAUUUUGACACUACUUGUUGGUCCAAAUUUUGGGACCUAAAGUUUUUAUUCCUCAACCAAUUUUGUAUUUCUUCAUACUAGUCAAAAGGCCAUAAAAGCAUUCCACACAGCCAAAAAAGUUUCUACGGUCUCGCUUUGUAUAGUAAGAUAGUAAGAUUAUAAUCAUUGAAUAAAUUUUAACAAUCGACAUGUUUUUCUUCUGAUUCAAAUUGUAUCACACUGAUUAAAUGUAUUGAUUCGAAUCUAUAUUUGCACGUCUUAAUUCAUGAUUGUACGGGUACUCGGGUAGCUUCUUGAUCCUAUUGAUCUUGUCAGCAAAACAUGAUUCUGUUGAAUAAUCUAUGGCAACCUUUGUAUCGAUAAUUUUCGCUGAGUUUCGCAAAUUUCUAAUUCCAAUGUGGAACAUUUAAUUUAAAGUUUGUUACAUCAAAUAUUUCAGAGGAUGGCCGAGACAAUCAAGGUAGCAGUGAGGGUUCGGCCCUUCAACAUGCGAGAACAGGAGAGAGGAGCUAAGCUGGUGAUCGACAUGCAGGGCAGCCAGACAAUCAUCAACCACCCUAAAGGGAACGUGGAGCCGAAGAAGUUCCAUUUUGAUUAUAGUUAUUGGUCACACGAUGGGUAUAAAGAGGACGCUGAGGGCUACAUGCACCCGGAUGAUGACCGGUACUGUGAUCAAGCGAGGGUCUUCAAAGAUUUGGGCGAGGGGGUCCUCUUUAAUGCUUGGGCUGGCUAUAACUGUUCCUUGUUCGCUUACGGGCAGACGGGUUCUGGUAAGUCCUACUCGAUUGUGGGGUACGGAGCUAAUAAAGGUGUUAUUCCAGUUGUUUGUCAGAGACUGUUCUCUAAAAUUGAGGAGAAAGUUGCGGCAAAACCACAGGAUGAAUAUGAAGUUAAUCUUGCUAUGAUUGAAAUUUACAACGAACAAGUGAGAGACUUGUUAAAUCCUGCUUCAUUAAAGCUCAAAGGUGGACUUAAGAUUCGGGAACAUCCAAAGAAGGGUUUCUAUGUAGACAAGCUAACCACACACGCUGUCGGAAGUUACGAAAAUAUCGAAAUGAAAAUGGACAACGGGACAAAAAACAGGACAGUCGCUGCGACAGCUAUGAAUGCAACGAGUAGCAGAGCCCAUACAAUCGUUGCUUUAACAUUUGUCCAGAAGACCAAAGAGGAAGGCCAACAGGCUAUGACAAAAACAUCAGUAAUAAACUUAGUAGAUUUAGCUGGCAGUGAGAGGGCAGCUUCUACAGCGGCAACUGGUGACCGGUUAAAAGAAGGGGCUGCUAUCAACCAAUCGCUCUCUACGCUCGGUAACGUAAUAGCUGCUCUUGCUGAUGUAGCCGCUGAAGGCAAGGCUCCUGGUAAAUCAAAGGUAAUUGUCCCUUUCAGAGACUCUUCCCUGACUAAACUCCUCAAGAACGCUCUCGGAGGAAACAGUAAAACAGUUAUGAUGGCAGCCGUAUCUCCAGCUGACAUCAAUUAUGAUGAGAGCUUGUCGACGCUUAAAUUUGCUGACAGAGUCAAAAGAAUUAAAACUGUUGCUGAGGUCAAUGAGUCUCCGACAGAGAAGUUAAUCAGGGAGCUAAGAGAAGAAAACGCGAAAUUGAUGCAUAUGUUAGGUGGAUCAGGGAUACCUGAUGUAGCCAUGAUAGCUGAGGCGAGUACUGAGGUAUCUGAAGAAGAGAAGGAGAAGAUGAGAAAAGAAAUAGAAGACGAGUUACGAGCACAAAUGAUGCAGAAUCAUAUGGAACUAGAAGACUCGGAAAAAAGUGCUUCGCAGAAAUUACAAGAGAUGGAAAAAGCCAUGGAGGAAGAACGAAAGAAGAAACAGUCUGACACAGAGAAGAGACACAAAAAACCUUACCUUUGGAAUUUAAACGAAGAUCCAGCUCUCUCGGGUGUUGUGUGCCAUCUCAUUGAGCGAACCAAAGUUCUAAUUGGUAAAGGAGAAAAGUGUCAAGUAAGACUACAGGGUCUCAGUAUUAUGGACGAGCAUGCUUUGAUUGAAGUUGAUAAACAGCUUAUCUAUAUUACUGUUCGCGAGAACGCCAAAGUGACUUUGAACGGUGAUCCGUUAACGACGCGAACUGAGUUACACCACAAUGACAGGAUCCUGUUUAGUGCGGGUCACGUGUAUGUGGUUCAUCAUCCCUACCAGUUCAAGAAGGCUAACAAGGCAGGGAAAACUUUCGAACCGGUUACUUGGGAUGUGGUUCAGACUGAGAUCGCGGAGAAAUCUGGCUUCGAUGUUGAUAGAAAAGGAAAAUCACCAGAGGAGCUCCUGCUCCAAGAGGAUCUUAUCUCGUUGAUGCCGAUGGUUAACGAAGCAAAUGCAAUAAGCGUAGAGCUCGACAAGAAGAAGCUGUUCGAGAUAGUUCUUGUCGCCCCUCAGGCCAGAGGUCUUAGUAAGGGAAGAACCGAAGUCAUGGUGAAGAUUUCUGAUUUGAUUCAUAACAAUUCUUGGCUCUGGGAUCGUAACAAGUUUAUUAACCGAAAGUACAAAAUGUUGGAAAUGUAUCAGGGCUAUGUCGACGAAGAUGCUGAUUGGGAUCUUCCACAGGAUAUUGAUCCGUUUUAUGAAACAGUUGCUAGUCAUGUUUUGAUAGGACAAGCUCAAAUUCAUCUCAAGUGUUUGACUUACCUGAUUGGAUUUGAAGAAAGUGUGAUAAUAACUGAUUACCAGGCCCAAGAGAGGGGUUAUCUUCAAGUCAAUAUCGUUCCUCUUAAACAGGAUGAAACCCCAAUUGAAGAUGACGAUGACGAUUAUUUCGUAGAAGAGCCCAAUGAAUUGAUCGGUAAAAACAUGAAAUAUAAAUUUAUCAUUGUUGGGGCUAAAGGUCUUCCUCAGAAAAUAUCCAACGAUGUUUACUGUGAGUUCAAACUCUAUCUAGAGGACUCCCCAAACGAAACUGACCAUAUUAAUUCUAAGAAUCCUGAUUGGAACUGGUCAAAAGUAUUUUCUCAUUCGCCUGUUACGGAGCAACUGCUGGAAUACCUCAACGAAGAGGUGCUCAUCGUAAAAGUUUGGGGGAAACAACGUCUUGAAGAUGAUUCUAAGGUAAACAAGCUUACUACAAAGGAAUUGAAAUCACUGAACGAGAAAGAAAAGCUCACCUCAUACAUGAAAAAAAUGGAAGGUGCUGGCGGAGGUUUCGAUAUGGCCACAACAGUCCGGAAAAUAGAGCUCAUGCACCAAAUGGUUACUGAAAUUAAAAAAGUUACCGACGACGCGAAAAAGGAUGGGAAAACGACAGUAGAUGUGGCAGCAAUCGAUGCUAUUCUGACGCCAGAAAGAAUGAAACUGAACGAUGUUAGCCAAAUGAUCCAAGACGAAAAGAAAAAUCCCAACAGUCAACUUUGUUGCAUUUCUUGAUUUUUUAAACCACAGAAAAUGGUUUCUCAGGUCAUGUUCAAAACACUCUAUUUCUGAUAUUGGGAACAGAUGCCAUUUCUAUAAAAUUCCUUGUUUGGCGAGUUAUAUCGCAAUAUGUUUAUCGUGUAUCAUAUUUCAUAUUGUUAUACCUAAACUGAAAAAUUUGGCAGAGUCUUCGCAUGUAUCAAAAAUAGUGUGUUGUCCUGACAACAACAUAUAUCUAUGUAAUGUCACAUGUGUUCCAGUGUCUAUGUGACAUGCUUAAUGUUCGACUAAGUAAUUUGUACGUUGAUGUUCAUAAUUUCAUAAUCGUUCAUGUAAUUGAUGCUGUUUUAAGCGUAAGACAGAUGACAAGUAAAGAUUAUGUAGUACAUAAAUAAGCUGGACUUAAAAUGGUGAUUGAUAUUUCAUUCUCUAAAAUAUUUUCCUUGAUGACAGAUUGUUAUUAUACUAUUAAUCUUGUUUAUUGACAGAUUUACAUUAUCUAACUCAACGAUUCUUACUUGGUUAAGACUUUUUGUAGAAUAUUCCGAAAAGUUUUUCAGUUAAAAUUUGCUUGAGCUAACAAUUCC